UUAAAUGUCUCGAGAGCAGCGGUUUGUCAUGAUUCGUGCUGAGACAACAACACUGUGUACCGGUUGAGCAUUAGCUACAUAUUGUAGUUUUGUAGUUCACUGUUAUUGAGAGAGCGAACGAGAGAGAGACAGAGAGAGAAAGAGAGAAAGAAAGAAAGAAAGAGGAUAUAUUCGUAAAACACUGGUUGCGUUGGAUGAAACGCACUGUGAGGAUUUAACCGUUAUUUCGCGGAAUAUUUGGAUUUUACUUAGUUUACAAGUUUUCUCUGGGAGUCACAACGGCAGCCAUAAUGCCGCCGGUGUUACCCGCGUCCUGCGGUAACUAUGACUACGACUAUGACACGGUGCAGCCCUACUUCUUCGUGGAUGGCGAGGAGGAGGACUUCUACCUGCCCCCCCGCAGCCAGCUCCUCCCGGGCCCCGGCGAGGACAUCUGGAAGAAGUUUGAGCUCCUGCCGACCCCCCCUCUGUCGCCGAGCCGGAGACCGUCCCUCUCGGACGCCACGCUGUCCGCCGCGGAGCACCUGGAGGCGGUGUCGGAGCUGCUGGGUGAGCGCUGCGGGCCCUCGGCCGCCUUCCUCCAGUCCUUCAUCAUCCAGGACUGCAUGUGGAGCAGCAGCUUCGCCGCCGCCACCAAGCUGGAGAAGGCCGUGUCCGAGAGGCUGGCGUCGCUACGAGCACGCCAGAACUCCUCCGGGACCGACAGCGCUAACGGCGCCGCGGACGGAGAGGCUGAUCAGCAGGUGAGCAGCUCUCGGGUGAACCCGGGGUACCUGCAGGACCUCCACACGGCGCCGACGGACUGCAUCGACCCCUCGGUGGUGUUCCCGUUCACCAGCCUGCGAGAGAAGAGCGGCCGAGGAGCAGCGACGGAGGUAGAGUCAGAGCUGUGUCUGGACUCGCCGCCUCUCACCAGCAGCGACAGCGAAUCAGAAGAAGAAGAAGAAGAAGAAGAAGAAGCAGAAGAAAAAGACAGCGAGGAAGACGAGAUCGACGUGGUGACGGUUGACCGGCGGCGGAGGGCGUCGCGGCGCUCCCACGCCGGCCGCGUCCCGGACACCUCGGCGCCGCUGGUCCUGAAGCGCUGUCACGUCAACUUCCACCAGCACAACUACGCCGCCCAGCAGCCCUCGCCAGCGCCAGCUCUCCGACCGGCUCCCGGCAAACGGAUGAAGUCGGAGAGCAGCGGCGGCGGCUCUAGCCCGUCUCCGAGUCCUCGCUCGGACAGCGGCUCGGACGACGGCGCCAAACGCAGGACUCACAACGUGCUGGAGAGGCAGCGCCGCAACGAGCUGAAGAUGAGCUUCGUGGCCCUGAGGGACGAGGUCCCCGCGGUGGCCGGCAACGACAAGGCCGCCAAAGUGGCGAUCCUGAAAACGGCGACCGAGUUCAUCUUCGAGAUCCGAGAGGACGAGAGGAGGCUGGUCGCCGCGAAGGACGCGCUGAGGAAGAGGAGCAGAGAGCUCAGACACAGACUGAAGCAACUGAGGAAGUCACAUUAACACUUAACGCUGGUUUAUUUUUAUUUUUUUACGUUUUUGUCACGUUUUUUUCAUGUCGGGGACUGACUAAUUGUGUUAAUCAUUUCACCGAAGUGCUGACUCGUGUAAGAUGAACUACAAGAACCAUAACUCACUGACCGCCCCCCCUGAGUCGGUUGUGGUCGACUAAUCGGCCGUUUUUCUUUCAGUUAGGGAUGCACCGAAUCUACAUUUUUUUCAAGGUUUGGCUGAAAACCGAAUCCACCAGGGCUGUGUGCUCGAUUGAAGAACUUCUCAGUCGACUAACGUUCGUUCAAUCACAUCGACUAAUCGAUUAGUUGAUUUAAUCGACAGAUCUGUAAAUCUGAGUUUCUCCGCAAAAGCACCACUUUAAUUCUUGUGUUUACCAGAGAUGAGCUCGUACGUUUCUUGGAAAUAAGUCAUUC
This is a messenger RNA of Perca fluviatilis (European perch), 1927 nucleotides long. Its product is annotated as transcriptional regulator Myc-like. The record is from RefSeq and is a predicted model, not a curated record. NCBI's taxonomy places the organism in Eukaryota, Metazoa, Chordata, Actinopteri, Perciformes, Percidae. Gene Ontology annotation, molecular function: protein dimerization activity; DNA-binding transcription factor activity, RNA polymerase II-specific; RNA polymerase II cis-regulatory region sequence-specific DNA binding. Gene Ontology annotation, biological process: positive regulation of cell population proliferation; regulation of transcription by RNA polymerase II. The transcript is spliced from 5 exons. The coding region runs from base 291 to 1502 and encodes 403 amino acids.